UCCCCUUUCAAACGAUAUCAACAUUCAUCACAAGCUGACAGCAGCUGGGAGAUACCUGUUGGAGUUGAGUCGUGAUGAGCGUCCGCUGAUCAUGGCGACAGUGUCAGAGAGGCGGGAGGCAGCUGUUGUCGGUGCCCUUGUUGCUGAUGCAGCUAUUCAGCCCCUACACUGGAUAUACAAUAAAGAUAAGCUAGAUGACACUAUCAAGGACAGAGAAGAUAUCGAAUUCUGGACACCAUCAGCCAACCCUUUCUAUUGCCUGGAAACAGGCCUCAACAGUUGCUAUGGUGACCAAUCCUUCAUCAUAUUGAAAUCACUGGUUCAGUGCCAAGGUGUUGAUGUAGAAGACCAGAAGAAGGCCACCUAUGACAGGUUUGGACCUGAGUCAGACUAUGAGAGUGCUGCCGGAACGAAGGAGAAGAAGUUGACCUCAGAUGACCUUCCACUGAAAGGACCAUGGCGCCAUGCCAGUAUCAAACACUUCUUGAAGAACUUCGAGAACAAACUGGAAGAAACAGGAUCAGAGACUGAUGAGCAGAUUGACUGUGUGUUGCGGAUAGUGUCUGUAGUGGCGCUGUACGCAGGUCGGCCUGAGAUGCUAACUCGAGUUGAAGAUGUUUUACGUGUAACCCAGAACUUUGACACAGCUGUGUCAAUCGGUCUUGCUGCCGCAAGAAUCCUUGAAUCCUACAUUCUCCAUGGACCGAGUCCGAAUGUUGUUGAGGAGGUUGUCACCCAGUUAGAGGAUCCCCACAGAAACGCCCCUCAGGACCUCGAUCGGGCGAUUGUUGGUUUCCUCAAAGAGGUCAAGGCCUGUACAGACAAGCAGCACUACACGGUUGUCACCGAGAAAUUCAGAAAAGACUGACAUUUGCCAGGGGCCUUCCAGUCGGCCCUGCACGGCGUGUUGACGGGUACCGAUUACGUCGGCGCCAUCCACACCACCAUGAGAGUAGGAGGCUGCAACGCUUCACGUGGAGGAUUCAUUGGGGCGUGUUUUGCAGCACAGAAUGGAAUAAGCAGCAUCCCAGAUUCCUGGAAAUCAAGGACCAAGAAAUAUGAAGAAAUUGCGAGUCUUGCCAAGGAACUGGUUACCAUCCUGCCUUCAUAAUCAGCCAGAACAUUGCAGUUUUUAUUCAGUAGAUCACGUUUUUUAAAUCAGAUCUUGUUGUCUCUACACAAAAGCUGUGUGUAGCAGGGACAGGAGGUUCUGAUCUUAGGAGAUUGUCAAAAAUGGAGCAGCAAAACAAAUAUAUUAUCUUCCUUUGCUUUUCUUGUGGUUGUGGGGAGUGCUUUGGGAGGAACAAUAGGUAGGAAAGUAUGUCUACAUUGUACCGAAUAUUAUCCCAGUGACGAAUGUGACUUGAGAGUGUGUAUUGUCACCCUGCCUCAGUCUGUGUAUGAAGGAUCAGCUGUACUUCCAGAGGAACGGCUGGCCCUGAUGUCGGUCAGAUGUGGUGCUUGGUUACAACUGACACCCUCGGUCACACCUAAUAUUUCUAAUCAUGACACAUUUCUAUUUAUUUUGUUAUAUUUUUAUUUAGUAAACUAUUAAUUUGUUGUCAUCUCUUGUGGCUGUAAUAGUGCCAGAGUGGUGCAAUAUUUUACUCACUGUUUUAACCAAUGUAUGGACUGAUAGACUCUGUUGGUAUACUCAAGUACAUGUUUUAAUGAAAUCAUGGACGUGAAUAAACGUAUGAUAUAAUAAAUAUGUAUAAAACUACAGUUUUAUAGAACAUAGAGAAAGGCAAAUUCCAUGUACUUGCUGGUCUACAUGAGAUUUUAAUAAAGGAUUUUGUGCGUGCUUUUUGUGAAUUUAAUGACAGAUAUUGACAAUGAUAAUAAAACCAAUGUAGUGAUUGUUAAAAUGAAAUGUUUUUAAAUAUUUUACAAUGAACAGUAUUUUUAAAUCAAAGCACAAAGGGAGGUAAAUCUUGUGUGUUUGAUUGUCUUGUGAGCAUUGCAUACCUCCCUACCCUGUGUGACUCCAUCGUUGGUAAUAAAACAAGAAGUGAA
Molecule: messenger RNA, 2016 nt
Organism: Haliotis rubra (blacklip abalone)
Lineage: Eukaryota; Metazoa; Mollusca; Gastropoda; Lepetellida; Haliotidae
Product: crystallin J1A-like
Exons: 8
Coding region: 92-868 (258 amino acids)
Source: RefSeq, a predicted model, not a curated record